GUGAUAUGCCUUUCCUUAUGUGGUAUUUUUGUUGAGUCCUAAACAACAUGGCUGAGUGUGACGAUCUCCCACUUGUCAUUCCGGUCCAAUCUUUGAGUGACCACUUUAUCUGUGCAGUAUGUAUGUCACAGAUGAAGGACAGCCACUUGACCCCCUGCGGACACCGUUAUUGUGGGGAUUGCAUCAAAGAAUGUGUGAACAGGCGGCACAAGUGUCCAUGUUGCAACAACAGGAUCCGAGUAAAUGAUUUGAUAAGAGAUCAUCAGUAUGAUGAACUUGUUUGUUUGUUUAACAGUGAAAGAGAAAAAGCAGAGAAGAAGUACUUCGAUAUCCUUAUCAAUAAAGCUGCUGAAACUAACCAAGAAGAAAGUCCAUCUAGUUUUUCACCAGUUGAAAAUGUUCUGAAAAACCAUGUAAAGAAGAGUUUGGUGGCACAUGAAAGAUAUUAUCAGGAAUUAAAACGUGAGCAUAAGCAGAAGCUGGCCCAGCUGGAUGCUGACCACCAAAGGUUGAUAGAAGAAGCUAAAAUGCAGGGGCUAACAGAUGAUGGUGAGAUACUAGUAAUUGAUAUCUAUGACUACAUAUUAUAUCUCUGA
This is a messenger RNA of Lingula anatina, 596 nucleotides long. RefSeq lists its product as uncharacterized. The record is from RefSeq and is a predicted model, not a curated record. NCBI's taxonomy places the organism in Eukaryota, Metazoa, Brachiopoda, Lingulata, Lingulida, Lingulidae. Gene Ontology annotation, molecular function: ubiquitin protein ligase activity.